Messenger RNA from Paraglomus occultum, 224 nucleotides. The record is from the annotation of a GenBank genome assembly. Lineage: Eukaryota; Fungi; Glomeromycota; Glomeromycetes; Paraglomerales; Paraglomeraceae.
AUGUCUAGGCUGCCCAAACCACCAUUUGCCAGUGGCAUACCGUCAUCGGGACUGCCGACUCCCGGAAAGCGUCGUGCACUGAGCAACCCACAGCAGAGAUCGUCUCCCUUUAGCGAUCUCACCCCUGAACAAGAAGCACUUCUCCAAGAAGCUAUGGAAAAAUACAACCCCGAAGUUGCUACUGUGACGAAGGAAGUCCGCAAUACUUCGUCCCCAUCGAACUC